Molecule: messenger RNA, 3948 nt
Organism: Colletotrichum fioriniae
Lineage: Eukaryota; Fungi; Ascomycota; Sordariomycetes; Glomerellales; Glomerellaceae
Source: RefSeq, a predicted model, not a curated record
AUGCCUGGUCCCAUCGCGUCGACCCGCGACCUCUUUGUAGCCCAGCCGAGGAGCAUUCAUCGAAAACCCGUUGCUUCGGCGCAGUACGAAGUUGUUGGGGUGCAGGAUGAUGAUGAUGAGCAGGACAGAGGGCUCCGGGGUCACGAUAACAGCGUGCGACACCGCGAACACCCGGCCUUGGACGAGAACAGGGCGUUUUUGGAUGAGCGUGUCGACUUCAGCGAUCACCACAGACACGAUGGCGAUCAUUACUUAUCCCCGGGACAUGGUCUGGCGUCUCCCUCACGUAUCCAGUUUGGCUAUAGCAAGAGCCCAACGCCAUCGCAAUGGUCCGAGGAGUCCCGGCCUCGCAUGUGGAACCCUGUGUGGCUGAGGAAGACGGUUCUCGUCACGUUUGCGGUAGACUACGCCAACAAGAUCCUGAUGCCGUGGAAGGAACUACGUAGUGGUCCUUCUGAUGUGCAAAAGACACUCCUUCUAGACUACGUCUCACCACUGGUGACGACCAGUUUCUGGAAAGCAAUCAAGAAUCGCCAUUGGGCUGUCGUUGGUAGCAUCGCUGGCUGGGCCCUGAUCCUUCUCACGACCGUCUUCUCCACGGGUCUACUCAUCCUCGAGCCGACGGAAGUUACAAGUGACAACGUCGAUAUUGUGAUGACGAUGAGCUUCGACGCUGGUGGAUUCGAUAUUCUAGACAUGGGACCGGGUCCUGCACAGGUGUACUACGCCAUCAACUUCCAAAAUCUGCCUUACCCGUCUGGCACAUCAGAGGACAUGGUCAUUCCCCAGCUCAAUGCGAUGGGAAACGGCCGUCCUGAUGCCAACUUUACUGCUACAACACCAGGUGCGAAGAUUGGGUUCAGCUGCGAAACUCUUCCCAUACAGAAUGCGACCAUGACUUCGCUGCCUUGGUUCAGCAUCAACGGAGCCUUCUGGGUCGCCAACAUCACCACACCGGAGUGCAACAUUACCCGCGCCAUUGUGGCCGCCGGCCCAGAUCACAACAUCUACGCCAAGCGAAAUGCUACGCAGAACUACCAAGCAUGGUACCAGGACUACACUUGCAACAACGGGGUGGACUGGAGCGCACCGCCGAACCCUCCUCUGACCAAGUACACCACCGAACAACUGACCAAUACCAGCCUUCCGCAUCGUAUGCUUUUUACCGUAGCGGACAUGAGGUUUUCUCCCAUGGACACGAGGCGGAACGGCCCCGCGUACAUCUACAUGGAAAAGAUUGUGGCAGUCAUGUGCAAGUAUGACUACACCAUGAGCAACUAUGAAGUCAAAUCGAGUACCUUUGCCGGUGCCAAGUCAGAGGUCGCUUUGCAGAGUGCCAUCCAAGACACGAACGCGAAUAGCAGCAUCGCCGGCUUCCCGAACGGCUAUUUGGGUCUUGCUGUCAGUAACUCUGCGGAACAGACCAAGAUUGGUGAUGGAGGUGUAGACUUUGUCUUAUCGACAUCCGUCCCUACCUUCUUCCUCAUGAUGAAAAUGAAGCGUGGUCUGUCCACGAUAGGAUCUUUCAUGGACACGGACCUUCUAAUCUCCACGGCAUCUGAGGUCUUCAAGGGAAUAGGCGCUCAGGUUCUGUCUCAGACAUCCCUAAAGCCAUCCAAUACGACGACGCAGGGUUCCAUCACGUACCUGGAGAACCGCCUGCAUGUGAAGGGCCUUUCGACAGCCUUGAUGUGUUCCUUUUUGGGAAUUCUGACUCUCAUAAGCAUUGCUAUGAUCUUCCUCCGGCCUCAAAACGUCGCACCGAGAGAGCCAGGAUCGAUCGCGGCGAGUGUCACAAUACUGGCGGCGAGUCCGGAUUUGAACAAGCUGUUCACUGGCCUGGGGUCAUCACGCAGAAGUCUCAUCCGAGAAACGCUAUCCGGGUUUCUGUUCAAAGGGUCUCUCCGACCUGGGCCAGAGACCACAUACACCAUUGAGCCUAGCCAUGGUCAAAUGGAACCCUCACGUAGCGCAGUGCCGAGGGAACACCAGUCGAUUUCUUGGUGGCGCCCUUUGGCCGGGGCUCCGUGGUUCCUAGUAGUCAGUGUCUUUUUACCUCUGGCGGCUAUUGCAGCGUUGGAAAUUAUCCAGCGCAUUUCAGACAACCGAGAUGGGUUCAUGGAGGUGGGCACGAAGACUUCGACAGUAUUGGCGACGUACAUACCUGCCGCCGUGGCCAUCUCCUUGGCUGGUAUGUACUCGAGCUUCGAGGCGAUGGCUGCCAUAUUUGCGCCAUUUGCCGCGCUCAAGAAGCGGAACGCCAUUGCAAGCCGCUCCGUAUUUAUGAAUCUCGUCGGCAGGAUGGCUCCUCACGCCAUAUGGGACUCUAUUCGCUCACGGCAUUUCGGCGUCACUGUCAUUCUGAUGGCUAACAUCAUGGCUGGAUUCCUCACCAUUGUUGUCUCGGGUCUUUACAGCGUCUUGGCCGUGCAGCAGGUUGAAGGCGUUGCUCUGCAGCAGAUGGACGCAUUCCGGCUUGACCAGACCACUCUCUGGGCCGAAGAUAACCAAGCGACCGCAAUCACAUCGUUGAUCGAGUACGUCAACCUGCCAGAUCCAAAAUGGACGUCUGGUGAUUUGGUCUUCAACGAGAUCAAACCCAUGGGUCUCAGCAAUCAGGCUAUCGCCAAUGGCCAGGUUCCGCUGUCGGCCAAGAUGACGGGGAUCCGCGGUAACUUGAAUUGCUCCGUCAUACCUGCCGAGCAACGCGAAGUUCAGCCGGUACUGUUCGACAGAAGUACCAUGGAGGUUCGUCUCGGCGGCAUGGGCACUUCGGUGAGCGUCAAUAAUCAGACUGCCCUACUUGCCAUAAACACCACUCUUCCCUGGAUGUGCGGACGCAGGCCGUCAAAUACGACCUCGAAGACGUGGAUGCAGUACUUCCAGAUUCCAAGCUCCGGGUCUCCGGUAUAUCUUGGAAAAACUUCCAUCAUGAUUUGGAGUUUGGGAAACUCGAGUCUCGUCUACGGUGACGGUGCAAUUGAUACAAGCCCAUCAGCUGGAAAUGGCUGGCCAACGACAGACUAUGAUAUCGGGGGUAUGGGCUGUCCUACGGUAGCCGUAACGUUUGGCACCGCGAGGGCCACCCCCCGGAAGGAAAAGUACAGGAACACGACGAGGACCAACUUUGACGUCGAGAGCGACCUGGCGACAAUCGUGUGCCAUCAGAAUAUUCAGGAGGUCGAAGCCAACGUCACGUUCAACGCUCCGGAUAUGACAAUCAGCAGGACGUCGCCGCCGGUGGUGGACGAGUCGACGAUUGAGCUCCUACGUGCCCCAAAGUCAGACACGACUUCCUUUGAGUUCUCCCUCAACAAAUUCUUUUUGGACUUUUCGACCUCGGCCCGGAACGUGACGAUUCAAGGACCAAACGGUAGCAACAUGACUGGUUUCGAGACUCUUAUCGACCCUUUUACGCGCGCGCUCGUCACGGGUAGGAACGGGCGGCCAAUCGAGGAGCUAGCCGGCGAGAAGAACUCGCAAAAUCUGAUUGAGGCCUCGAACGGCCUAUACAAGACGUACAUUGCGCAAGCCAUCGCGGCCAACAUGCGCAACGCAACGAGCAGCACUGGAUCGAACCGGCUGCCGACAUACCAGGGCCUCUUGGUAUCCCAGAGCGCGCGACGGUUGCACCAGAACGCCGGGCCCAAGAUUGCUCUGCAGGCGAUGCUGGGCGUCAUGGCGCUGUGUAUCGUCGUGUCGAGAUUGCUAAUCGACGUCAACGGGGUGCUGCCUCACGAUCCGUGCUCGAUUGCUGGGACGGGAACGAUGCUUGCUGGGAGCGAGAUGGCGACGAGGAGGGUCGUUCCGGAGGGGGCGGAGUGGAGGAGUGACGGGGAGCUCUGUCGGGCUGGGGUGUUUGGCGGUGCUAUGAGGUUUGGGAUUGGGUGGUGGCGGGAUGGAGGUAUUGAUAGGUUCGGAAUCGAUGUUGAGGUGGACAAGGCGUGA